AUGCGUCGUGGAGGUCGCGACAGCCGUAGCGCUGAAAGGAGCAGUCGUAGUUUCGGUGGAGGCACGUCCAGCUUGAUGCGUCGCAAUGACCGCAAUGGUGGCCGUGUGGAGAAGCGGUUCGAUCGUAUGGAGCGAAAUGGGGAAAACCUGCGUAGCAUCCGCUGGGAUCAGGUAAAGUUGGAAGCGUUUCAGAAAAAUUUCUUCCAACCCGCAAGCAGCGUGCUGAAUCGUUCACGGGCGGAGGUGAACCAGUACUUAAACAAGAACGAAAUUACCGUGUACGGGAAGGAUGUGCCUGCCCCGAUCCUUCACUUUCACGAGAGCGGCUUUCCCCAGUACAUGUUGGACGAGUUUCAGCGGCAGAGUUUUAAGGAACCGACCUACAUUCAGGCGGUCGGUUGGUCGAUUGCGAUGAGUGGGCGCGAUAUGGUCGGUAUUGCCAAAACGGGCAGUGGCAAAACGCUGGCCUACAUCUUGCCUGCCUUGGUGCAUAUCAGCAACCAGCCGCGCAUCGCCCGUGGUGAUGGUCCGAUCGCGCUCGUGCUGGCUCCAACGCGUGAGCUGGCCCAACAGAUAAAGCAGGUUUGUGACGAUUUCGGACGGCGUAUGGGCAUCUACAAUACGUGCGUGUUUGGCGGAGCGUCCAAGUAUCCUCAGGAAAGUGAUCUGCGCCGUGGGGUCGAAAUCGUGAUCGCCACACCGGGACGGUUGAUCGAUUUUCUCGAACGUGACACUACCAAUCUGCGCCGCUGUACAUAUCUCGUGCUGGACGAAGCCGAUCGUAUGCUGGACAUGGGCUUCGAGCCGCAAAUUCGCAAGAUUAUAUCGCAAAUCCGUCCCGACCGUCAGGUGCUGAUGUGGUCCGCUACAUGGCCGAAGGAGAUACGCAAGCUGGCGGAAGAGUUUUUGCGCGACUAUAUCCAGAUCAACAUUGGUUCACUCAAUUUGGCUGCGAACGAAAAUAUUCUGCAAAUAAUAGACUGCUGCGAGGAGUACGAGAAGGAGAAUCGAUUGUUUAAGCUGUUGGAGCAGAUCUCGUCCCAGAACGAUGGCAAAACGAUCAUCUUUGUCGAAACGAAGCGCAAGGUGGAUAAGAUUGUGAACGUUAUACGCCGGCAGGGUUGGCGGGCGGAUGGGAUACAUGGCGACAAGUCGCAAAAGGAUCGCGAUUACGUACUGAACACAUUCCGUCGCUCGAACAAUGGUAUCCUGGUAGCCACGGAUGUGGCCUCUCGCGGUCUAGAUGUGGACGAUGUGAAGUUUGUUAUAAAUUUCGACUUUCCGAACAACACUGAGGAUUAUGUGCAUCGUAUCGGUAGAACGGGACGCUCAACUAACAAGGGAACAUCGUAUACAUUCUUUACGCCGGCCAAUUCGUCCAAGGCAAACGAUCUUAUCACUGUACUGCAAGACGCGAACCAGUACAUCAAUCCGGAGCUACAAGAGUAUGCUCGAGGCAGUGGCCGUUACCGUGGAGGUGGAGGAGGACGUAUGCGUGGAAACAUGAGUGGUGGACGCGAUCGGGGCAUCGGGCCACACAAUGGAAGAAUGGGCGGUGGCAGCAGGUUCAGCGACGUAAAGCCAGGGCGCGAUGAAGGAGGGUACCGGAAUGGUAAUGACGAUCGUGGUAUGAAGUAUCCACGCCGGGAUGAGUUUAACCGUAGCGAUCGCGAUCAUCGCGAUGGAGGAUCACGUUCCGCUGGUGGAUAUAGUUCGACUGGAGGAUCACGCGCUGCUAAUGGCAUGGGUAUGAGUUCGAACGGUUACGGUGCCAGCAGUACGGCAUACGGAGCGGAUGACCGUGCUAACUACGGCGGACACUAUGGCAGCCAGACACAAGGUGCAUAUGGAGGAGCAUACAGCGCACCUGGUGCAGUUUCUCGGCGUACCGAUUCGGAUCGUUCCCGUGCACCGGCUAGUGCUGUCGUCGGUUUGCCCGCCACACCAGCGCUGCCCAGUGCAAUCGCUUAUGCUCAUCCCGCAAUGGCACUGACGGCCGGACCGUAUGGUGCACCGGGGGUGGCAUAUCAGUACACAGCUCCGCCUCCAACCGCGGCGUUGGGUCGCUCCGACGCAUACUCUGCACGAGGUGUAAUGCCCUCGCUGCCAUCGGGUGGUAUGUAA
Anopheles marshallii is the source of this 2124-nucleotide messenger RNA. RefSeq lists its product as uncharacterized. Gene Ontology annotation, cellular component: ribonucleoprotein complex; cytoplasm; nucleus. Gene Ontology annotation, molecular function: ATP binding; RNA binding; RNA helicase activity. The transcript has 3 exons. NCBI's taxonomy places the organism in Eukaryota, Metazoa, Arthropoda, Insecta, Diptera, Culicidae. The record is from RefSeq and is a predicted model, not a curated record. The coding region runs from base 1 to 2124 and encodes 707 amino acids.